This is a messenger RNA of Gilbertella persicaria, 898 nucleotides long. RefSeq names its product AAA domain-containing protein. The transcript has 2 exons. Bases 171 to 659 code for a protein of 162 amino acids. The record is from RefSeq and is a predicted model, not a curated record. Lineage: Eukaryota; Fungi; Mucoromycota; Mucoromycetes; Mucorales; Choanephoraceae.
AGACAAUUUUUUUUUGUUAUGUCAAAUCGUAUGCUUGUGCUUGUAGGGCUACCAGGUUCUGGUAAAAGUACCUUAUCCAAUAAAAUUAUCCAGUGCCGUCCUGUAAGUGUUCAUACUCUGUUGCGAUUAACUCAUCUUAAAAGGAAUGGCAAAGGGUUAAUCAAGACGACAUGAAAUCAAGAAAGGCAUGUGAAAUGUAUACUAAACAAUUCCUCAACAAGAAAUACAAUGUCGUUGUGGAUCGCUGUAACUUUGAUCGUGCUCAACGAAAAACUUGGAUCGAUAUUGCUCGACACUACAACAUACCGAUUGAUUGUAUUGUGCUAACUGCUGAUAAACAAGAGUGUGGAAGUCGUAUUCAAACCAGACAAGAUCAUCCAACAGGCGUUACGGGUCAAGAGGGUAUUGUGGUACUAAAUCGAUUUGUAAAGAAUUAUCAUCCUCCUACACCUGAGAGAGCAGAAGGCUUCUCCCGCAUUCUCUAUUUGGAUCCAAGCCCAGAUCCUAUCUGUACCACAGAGCGCAUUGAUGAGAUAUUUGAACGAUUAGAGGCAUGUCCAUUGUUAAUAGAACGCACAGCAUAUCGUAUCGAGAAGCCAACAACAGUAGUAGAUAGUGAAGGCUGGUUGACCAUUGUUCGACCCGAGAAUAAAGAAUAAUUGUUUAAGCACUGUCUUGCUGUCAUUCUGUCAUAAUAUCCUUUGAAGCGUUUAAAUAUCCAUUGGCUAAACUUUAAAGCCUAGACCAUAAGCCAUGCUGACAAAUUUAUCAUACUUUAUCUUUUUAAAAGGCGAAUGACGUAAAUAUUAUUGACACUUGGCGGGUUAGUUGUUUUUUUUAUGGUAGCACAUUUGAUUGUAGUUUAUGCAUAUAUAUAUAUAUAUAUAUAUAUGUAUAC